GAUCUCAAAGAAGACAGAGGUAAGGAUUGAAAAUGUUUGUCGAAGAUGAAAGUUGUCGGUUUAAAAUGAUAGACCGAUGAUGUGACGCUUUGAUUAAAAACAAUCAAAAACAAUGUUAUAAAUACAUAUUUCUAAUUUUUACACGUUACUAGGUCUAUCUAGGUAAAUCAAAAUGGGAGCGUAUCGUUAUAUGCAGGAGCUUUAUCGGAAAAAGCAAAGUGAUGUUAUGCGAUAUUUAUUACGUAUUCGUGUGUGGCAAUAUCGCCAAAUGACAAAAUUGCAUAGGGCUCCACGCCCAUCCCGUCCUGAUAAAGCUCGCCGCUUAGGAUAUCGUGCUAAACAAGGCUAUGUAAUCUAUAGAGUACGUGUACGACGUGGUGGUCGCAAACGUCCAGUACCAAAAGGUUGCACAUAUGGUAAACCAAAAAGUCAUGGUGUUAAUGAACUUAAACCAUAUCGCUGCUUGCAAUCUAUUGCUGAGGAACGUGUUGGUCGUAGACUUGGAAGUCUUAGAGUUCUAAAUUCAUAUUGGGUUGCUCAAGAUGCUUCAUAUAAAUAUUUCGAAGUUAUCUUAAUUGAUCCAUUCCACAAUGCUAUUCGUCGCGAUCCUAAAAUUAAUUGGAUCUGCAAAGCAGUUCACAAACAUCGUGAAUUACGUGGUUUAACUUCAGCUGGUAAAAGCUCUAGAGGUAUUGGAAAAGGUUAUAGAUAUUCACAAACAAUUGGUGGAUCACGUCGUGCUGCUUGGAAACGCAAGAAUCGUUUACAUUUACACAGAAAACGAUAAGACGUUUAUAAUUCUUAUUAAGUUAUCACUAUUCUGUUACAAUUUUGUAACAAUAAAAAAUUAAAAAUUAAAA
Molecule: messenger RNA, 860 nt
Organism: Condylostylus longicornis
Lineage: Eukaryota; Metazoa; Arthropoda; Insecta; Diptera; Dolichopodidae
Gene: RpL15
Product: 60S ribosomal protein L15
Exons: 3
Coding region: 173-787 (204 amino acids)
Biological process (GO): cytoplasmic translation
Cellular component (GO): ribosome; cytosolic large ribosomal subunit
Molecular function (GO): structural constituent of ribosome; RNA binding
Source: RefSeq, a predicted model, not a curated record